AUGGGUACUCAAAAGAAGGAAAAGCAAAGAAGAGUCAGACAAAAUGACACCAGAGACGGAAACCUCCGUGUGAAGGGUGAAAACUUUUACAGAGAUGCUAAGAAGGUAAAACAUUUGCAGAUGUACAAGUCUGGUAGAGCAGUAAGAAAUGCUCAAGGUGAGAUUGUUCAAGCUGCUGCAUUGCAGAGUACGGAUGCUCCUACUGCCAGAGUUGAUCCUAACAGAAAGUGGUUUGGCAACACCAGGGUAAUUGCUCAGGAUGCAUUGACCCAUUUCAGAGAAGCUAUGGGUGACAAGAAACAUGAUUCGUACCGAGUUUUGUUGAGAAGAAACAAGCUUCCCAUGUCACUUUUGGAUGAAAAGGACCAAACCGAGUCACCUACUGCUAAGAUUAUCGAAACCGAGUCUUUUCUGCUGGCUUUCGGUCCCAAGCAACAACGUAAGAAGCCAAGAGUAGCUGCUUCUAGUUUAGAAGAUUUGGCCCAGCUGACGGAAACGGAAGCUACUGAAUUUCAGGAAAAGCAGGAACUCAAUUCGACCUUGGGCUUAAUGGGAGGUUCUUUCCUUGACAAAGAAGACUUUACCCAGGAGGCAAAGGAGGCCAUUUUUCACAAGGGUCAAUCCAAGAGAAUCUGGAACGAGUUAUACAAAGUCAUCGACUCUUCCGAUGUUGUUAUUCAUGUCUUGGAUGCUAGAGAUCCCUUAGGAACAAGAUGUGAAUCCGUAGAGAAAUAUAUCAGAGAUGAAUGUCCACAUAAGCACUUGGUCUAUGUGUUAAACAAGUGUGAUUUAGUUCCCACUUGGGUUGCAGCUGCAUGGGUUAAGCACUUAUCGAAGUCAUAUCCAACGUUGGCAUUCCAUGCUUCCAUCACCAACUCUUUUGGUAAGGGUUCGUUGAUUCAAUUGUUGAGACAAUUUUCUACUUUGCAUUCAGACCGUAAACAGAUUUCUGUAGGUUUCAUUGGUUACCCGAAUACCGGUAAGUCGUCGAUUAUCAACACUUUACGUAAGAAGAAGGUGUGUACUGUGGCUCCAAUUCCUGGAGAAACCAAGGUUUGGCAAUAUAUCACGUUAAUGAAGAGAAUUUUCUUGAUCGAUUGCCCUGGUAUUGUUCCACCUUCUUCUAAGGAUACCGAGUCAGACAUUCUCUUCAGGGGUGUCGUCAGAGUGGAACACGUUUCCAAUCCUGAACAGUAUAUUCCAGACAUGUUGCUGAAGUGUGAACGUAAACAUUUGGAAAGAACCUACGAAAUCCACGGCUGGAGCAAGUUUGAAGACGAUGCUUCUCUUUUGGAGAAUGCUAGUACCGAGUUCAUCGAAUUGAUUGCCAGAAAGCAAGGUAGAUUGCUUAAGGGUGGCGAGCCAGACGAAAGCGGUGUUGCUAAGCAAAUCUUGAACGAUUUCAACAGAGGAAAAAUUCCUUGGUUUGUUCCUCCACCUAAGGAUACCGAAGAAGAAAGAACCGGUACCGACAACAAGGCUGGCUACAAGAGAAAGAGAGCUGAAAAAGAAGAAAGAGAAAACAAGAAAGCGAAGGUUGAAGAAGAAGGACAGCAACAAGAAGAAAGUCAAGCCGAAGAAGAGUGGAAGGGUAUUGAAGACUAA
Molecule: messenger RNA, 1605 nt
Organism: Scheffersomyces stipitis CBS 6054
Lineage: Eukaryota; Fungi; Ascomycota; Pichiomycetes; Serinales; Debaryomycetaceae
Gene: NOG2
Product: putative GTPase
Exons: 2
Coding region: 1-1605 (534 amino acids)
Cellular component (GO): nucleolus
Molecular function (GO): GTP binding
Source: RefSeq, a predicted model, not a curated record